UCAUUUGCUUAUUUUAGGAAGCAGCAGAAAAUGUCCACUGAACGGACUUCUUGGACAAGUUUGUCCACUAUUCAGAAAAUAGCACUGGGCCUCGGGAUCCCAGCCAGUGCAGUGGUUGCCUAUAUCCUAUACCGCAGAUAUAGGGAAAGCAGAGAAGAGCGGCUGACAUUUGUUGGGGAGGAUGACAUCGAGAUAGAGAUGCGAGUCCCCCAGGAGGCUGUGAAGCUCAUCAUUGGCCGGCAAGGAGCCAAUAUUAAGCAGCUACGAAAACAGACAGGUGCUCGGAUCGAUGUGGACACAGAGGAUAUAGGAGAUGAGCGGGUGCUGCUUAUCAGUGGUUUUCCUGUUCAGGUGUGCAAGGCCAAAGCAGCAAUUCAUCAGAUCCUGACUGAGAGUACCCCAGUGUCUGAGCAGCUCUCAGUUCCCCAGAGAUCUGUGGGCAGAAUCAUAGGGAGAGGCGGCGAGACAAUUCGUUCUAUCUGUAAGGCCUCGGGAGCCAAAGUAACCUGUGACAAAGAAUCAGAGGGGACAUUGCUACUAUCAAGACUUAUAAAAAUCUCAGGAACACAGAAGGAGGUGGCAGCAGCUAAGCAUUUGAUACUGGAGAAAGUUUUAGAAGAUGAAGAACUUAGGAAGAGAAUUGCUCAUUCUGCAGAAACCAGAGUCCCACGGAAGCAGCCAAUCAGCGUAAGAAGAGAGGAAGUGACAGAGCCAGCUGGGGCUGGAGAGCCAGCUUUAUGGAAAAACACUGGCACUAGCUUGGAGCAGGCUGCACCUCUGGCAGUUCCUCCCCACAAAGGAGGUGGCGACACGUCUGUUGUAAGACCAGAAGAGCGUUCCUGCAAGAAACCUAAUGAUGACAACUUUCAGAAGUUUGGAGCCCAGACCAGUCCAGAGACAUCCAUGUUUGAAAUCCCCAGUCCAGACUUCAGUUUCCAUGCUGAUGAAUUCCUAGAAGUCUAUGUCUCUGCCUCUGAACAUCCUAACCACUUCUGGAUCCAAAUCAUUGGCUCCCGCAGCCUGCAACUGGAUAAGCUUGUCAGUGAGAUGACCCAGCACUAUGAAAAUAGUCUGCCUGAAGACUUGACAGUACAUGUAGGAGACAUUGUCGCAGCACCUUUACCUACAAAUGGUUCCUGGUAUCGAGCCCGGGUCCUUGGCACCUUGGAGAAUGGGAACCUGGACCUCUACUUCGUUGACUUUGGAGAUAAUGGAGAUUGCCCACUGAGGGACCUCAGGGUGCUCAGGAGUGACUUCCUAAGCCUUCCAUUUCAAGCAAUAGAGUGUAGUCUGGCACGGAUAGCCCCCUCAGGUGAACAAUGGGAAGAGGAAGCUUUGGAUGAGUUUGACAGACUCACUCACUGUGCUGACUGGAAGCCCCUGAUGGCCAAGAUCUCUAGCUACGUCCAGUCUGGGAUCUCAACUUGGCCCAAGAUCCACUUAUAUGAUACUAGCAAUGGGAAGAAACUUGAUAUUGGGUUAGAAUUAGUUCGUAAAGGAUACGCAGUUGAGCUUCCUGAAGACAUGGAAGAAAACAGAGCUGUCCCAGUAAUGUUGCACAGUGUGGCCACAGAAACAGAUGUCUCUCUCCGCAGCACGGUCACUGAGACCAAGAAGAGCCCUGGAGAGAUGGCAAAUACCCUGUCCUGCCUCAGUUUAUUAGAAGCUGCCUCUAUGUCUGGUGAUGAUAACCUUGAAGAUGACUACUUACUCUGAAGUCACCUUCAGUUGCCUCAGCCAUCCGCUUUGCGGAUUUGGCAUAAGAUUUGGUGCCUGGAGAGAGGAGCCUGUGACAGAGAUCAGUGCAGUUCUUCCUUCAUUAUAUACACGAUCUGGCUUGCUGUGGACCAAAUGCAUUUGCUCCUUCCACUGGACUACCAGAAAGUGUGAGGGAUGGAGGGAGACAAACACAUGCCCCUACUCCACCACCACCCCCUGCGCCCCUUCCAGUGUUUGAGUGCUGCUGCGCUACUUCCAGCCUGCUCAGCGUCCAGCUCGUUCCCCUCGGCCAGUCACAGAGCACACUGCUGCUAGGCUGUGUCCUUUUGAGGCUGGGAAACAGCCAGGAUUUGGUUAUUGGAAAUGAUGAUUCUGCAGACUUCUGACUCACCUCAUCAGGUGACUGGUUAAGGAGAGUUUUUUGAGUGGUGAACUCAAAGACUGCAGUUGAGUCAGGCGGCAAAGGCAAAAAUCAGCAUAAUUAUAUUGAAAAGCCUCGGGAGGUGGGAAGAGAAUACUGCCUCCCAGCCUCAACUGCUGAUAUGUUAUUGGAGACAAGUUUUUUGAAACAGUGCUCCAACUAUUUCCCAUAGUUGAGAGGUAACUCAGGAAAUAUUCUAAAUUGCUGGUAUAGUAUCUAUAAUAUAUAUGUAUACACACACAGCCAUAGAGAGAACUUAUGUAGCUGUUCAAAUCAUUUGGGGGGUCCUUUGCUGAAUAAAGUUCUCAAGAAAAUUA
This is a messenger RNA of Balaenoptera ricei (Rice's whale), 2457 nucleotides long. It is a transcript of the gene TDRKH, whose product is annotated as tudor and KH domain containing. Bases 31 to 1716 code for a protein of 561 amino acids. The record is from RefSeq and is a predicted model, not a curated record. The transcript is spliced from 13 exons. Gene Ontology annotation, molecular function: RNA binding. Gene Ontology annotation, biological process: spermatogenesis. Lineage: Eukaryota; Metazoa; Chordata; Mammalia; Artiodactyla; Balaenopteridae.